UACCCAUGGGGGACACGUGUAUUAUCUCAUUUUGUAUUGACCUAUGUGUUAUAGCUGUAAAGUGGGCUUGGUAUGUGCGGAUCGCAAGGCAUCGUCUUUCGGCCGAUCGCUUUGGAAUGCACUUCAGCUCAGGCAACCCUGUCCCUCUCUGAUACAUUACAGGUUAUCAAGUUGUCACGGACAUCGGGGUUCAUCCAUUUUGAUCGCAGCUGGGUGGUAUAUAACCAAAAAAGACUAUGGGUAAAGAGGAAACAUCUUUUACCGAGUCGCUGAGCGAAGACCAGUCGACAGCGAGCGCAACUAGUAACAUCAACGGACGGGUCGUUGCUGCGUGCGAUAGCGUGGUGAUGGCGGUUUGGGAUUUUAACGAGGCAUUACGUACGGGGAAAAUUGAUAUUUUGGAUGUUCUGCUCCUUGCAUGGCUUGUUUUGGCCACUUGUGUGUUCCUUGGAUUUACAAUCUACGAGAAUACCAAGAGGAAAGAGGAGAAACUUGACAAGAAGGACAAGAAAGGACAAGGAAUAAGUGAUGGUGUCUAUGGAGGUGCCUUCAAUUCAGCUGGGAGCUCCUUGACACACAGCGGGCUACUGACGGGAGGGCGAGACAGCACCGAUGGUGACCAGUAUGGGUGGCUAAACUCAGUGGUUGCUUGGCUUUUCACACAGCAUUCUCAGCAGUCUCCUGGUCAACUCGCUUCAUCAUGGCUCAAAGCUCUCAAUGAGGAGUCCAGGAAACAUGGAAGCUCAGUACAAGUGACCUUUGAUCGGAUCAAGCCCGGAAGUGCACCCCCAAAGUUCCAGCAUGUCCAGGCAGUUGCAGGUCCUAAAGAUCACUUGAUAGUGACUUGUCAGUUGGAGUCUGCAGGGUUUGGUUUCAUCGUGUUUGCAACCCAGCAAACAGCUGCCAGUGUGAAGCUAUCUACCUGUGAUGUCAGUGUUAACAGGCUUUCUGGAAAGGUUCGUUGUCAGGUGCGAGGACUGGGAGAAGAAUGGCACCUUGCGGCUAACUGGGAAAGAAGACCAGACCUUCAACUUAACAUCAAACCACAGAAGAACUCCAACACAAGGAAUGAUGGAGUUGACCUUGUCGUUGUGGAGGAGAUUCUCCGCAAUGCCAUCAUGGCUGCCACCUUUAACCUGUCGCUGCCCAUGAGGUCCCUCCCCAGAGAGAUCAUAACUGCCACCAAUGCCAUCCAUACGAACACAGCCAGACAGCCGACGUAUCCUUCCAUGAGUAACAACACCAAUCGAAUGCCUCAGCAUGUACACCAUGCCCCCAUCGUACCCUCCAGUACCAACCACGUGUCAUCUAAACCGCCUACCAUGGCAGAAACGCGCCUCUUAGUCAAAGCCCCCUCUAACAUGUGCCUUGUGGUCAAAGUGAUCAAAGCCAACGGUCUUUUGGUUAGGAGCGGAGGAAGCAGCAGCGACCCAUACUGCAUCGCCAUGCUUGAUCACCCGCCACAGAGAUACAAGACUAACACCAUCGUCAACACCACCAAUCCAUUCUGGGAUGAACACUUCUUGUUUCAACUAAAUGGUAACUCAAGGGAACUACGCUUUGAAGUCUGGGACAAAGGAAGUAACGAUUUGUUCUUUGGUGAUGCUCAGGUGCCGGUUGAUACUCUGGAGCACAUGAGAGGCAGCAGACAUAUCCUGCCACUGAAUGGAGUUACAGGGGAUGGAGAGAGUGUCAAAGGCUCUCUCACUGUAUGGUUCCUAUUCAUGGAGUCUGCUGAACAGAACACGGAGAUCAAACCAAGACAACCCGUCUCCCCUACCAAGAGAGUCGAGACAUCAAGGAGCAUCGCUCCUGAUGGAACCGUUAUCACCAUGGUAACGACCACAACAGCCAAGCCCAAGGCUGGAGAAAGAAGAACAGGAUCUAAUGAAGCACCAAUGAGGGUAGUAACGACAGCAGCAUCCCUUCCUACACCCCAGAGACCCGGGAUGUAUCCCAAUGGGGAGGGCGGGGUGGACCGGUCUCACCAUUCUACCGGUACUCAGUCCUCCUUAGAGGCACCAAGGCAGAGGACUUCAUCAGCAACUCAGACCCCAGGUCCAAGCAUUAUAAUCAGAGAAACGAGGCAUGACUUGAACACACCUUCAGCAGAAACUGGUUCUCGCUCGGUUUCCGACGCAGCGAUCCGACAUCUCUCAGAGUCUGCAGGGGAUAAUAGACAGAAAACACCCACAAAGAAGAGUACUCUCACCAUUCAUGGAGUCUCACAGGAGAAAUCGCAACCAACAUUUCUUGUUUCUGAGACACCAAAUGUGGAUCUCUCUACCCUUAGUGAUGAGCCAGCAGAUAGCAGUUUUAAGAGAGAUGCAUCGCCCAAUCGCAGCAAGCGUGGUUUCAAGCUGUUCAGACGUCGGAGUAAGAAGGAGAAAGCAAGUAGAAGCGUCAGCCUGGAUGAAUCAGACCUUGAUCGGGCUCGUCAGCAGGCCGUACGGAACUCAGAGGGAACGUCCACCUUACCCCUACCAGACCAUAGAUCUAAUACCCUGGAGGUACCUACAGGAGAAACCCAUGAACCCAUCAGUGCUGAGUCGUCUCCAAGGAGAAGCAAGCGGAAACUGUUUGGUUUCUUGAAGCGUCAGAAGAGUAAAGAGAGACAGUACAGCUCACAGGGCAGCCUACAGGCCAAAGCAGCCAAGGGCAAGGCCCAGCCUGUAGUACCCAGACAGAACCUAACAGUACCUGCAGGACAGCCAAGAUCAGCCAGUACAGACUGUAUCAACGAUGGAAGAACACAUUCAGGGGACAUAGGAAUCUAUGGAGAGUUUGAACUUCGUAGACCCUCUGUGGACGAUACAGAGAGUAAUGUCUCAGGUUCUAGCAGCAGAGCCGACAGACAACAGCCCAUGUCCACCGUGUGACACACAGACAGACAGACAGACAGACAGACAUACUCAUCUACAGAGUAAGUCAAACAAAGAAGUGAUGACCUGAACAAAUGCUUCGCGGGGUUACUUGGAUUAGAGGAGUCUUGUGCACCAUUAAGAGUAUGUGAUCAGCACCAUGUCUUAGACUAGAAUGUUAUAGGAGAGAGAUGGGAGUAUCAAGCAAGACUAACACCAAACUGAAUGGAUCGGACUGCCGUAGUAGAGACCAAGGAAUUGUGUGUAUAUAGGAAGUCAAGAGCAGUAAUUUUGAUGUUUCAGCUCAUAUCGGAGUAGUGCUUAUGUUUGUAGAAACAAAAUUACCUUUAUUUAUUCAUAUUGCCAAAUAUCUGCAUAUCAUGGAAUAUUGACAACCUCAUUUUGACAACCUCAUUUUGACCAAUAGAGGACUUUUUAAAAGUUAGAUGAUGAAUUUUGUUCAUUCAAUUUAGUUCAUUUUUGUUUGGCUAAUAGUGUUGUGUUUCGUGGCAUUUUGAAAAGUUAAAAUUGACCAAUAACGUGCUAAAUGUAAGGUAAACAAGAAUUACCCUGGAAGAGACGAAGCUUCUAACCCCAUCAGUAAUACAUCUUAGGGAGAUUCAGAUUAAAUAAACUUGUUUAAGUUCAAUUCUUGGGGGGUAUUUGAAGCAAGAUAUUUCUUCAAUUUUUGUAGAAAUAUCAUGGAUGAGUGGAAGGAAAUGUGCAGAUCGCAGGAUCAAUCCCCAGCACGUCACUAAUGUCCUUUGACAAGACAAUAAUCCUCAUUUGCCACUCUCCAUCCAGGUGCAGUAGAUGGUUUCUACCUCUCUGGUAUGAAGACCUCAAAUGCCUUGAAAGGAACUUGGGCACCAUUUUGGGGUAGAUAUGAGGGCCGUUCAAGCAUCCAAUGUCAUUAUUAUUUCAUUAUUUGCUCCUAUGCUUGACAAAUGUUGAAUGUUAUGCCAUAUUAGAUGUUUAUGCUAAUUAUUUUGCAAUAGAAUUGAAACUGCUUGGCAUAUCUUGGUGCUUCAAGGAAUAUAUCACCUUCUGAGAGCUUGAAGAGUAUCAACUUUUAUCAUGUUAAUUACUUUUAAUAGAAAAAAUAUAGUAGCAGGGAAGGCAUGGAGCGCACAAGGGUAGUAGUAAUCGAUAUGGAUCAAUUAAAUGCUCUUAUUGGACACAUUUGAAAGAGAAAUAAGGUGAUGUUAAGCCUAAUAAAGAUGGUUGAAGUACAUGUGUUCACCAACUCCAUAUCCCAACAUUGUGGCUCUACCUCUAUGUAAAGAAGUAUGAUCAUCAACAAGUAUGCAUUUAGAAUCUGGCAGUAUGAUCAUUGAAAGUACAUGUAUAUGACUUGAUACCCUUCGGGCUCCAAACAGAUGAUAAGAAGAGCAUAUUUGUACAAUGAAACCUGUCUAUAAAGACCACCCAAGGGAGACAAGAAAAGUGGUCUUUAUAGGCAGGUGGUCUUUAUGUACAGGUUCCUUUAGUACAUGUUUCAUUGAGAAACCGUUUUCAAGAGAAACUAAAAAUGUGAUCUUUGUAGACAGGUGGUCACUAAAGCAGGUCUGACUGUAUAUUUGUACCAUCUAGAAAGAAAACUCUGAAGCUAACAGUGGCAAGUGUGGACUUGAGAUCAAGCUGGUGUUUUAUCUGGUAUCUUAGGGGUUGUCGUGCAUGAACAGGAAGUGAAACCUUAUGAACAGAUGCAUUAUGGGUCCUGCUGUUGAUCUAGGUCACUUGUUUUGCUAUGUAUGUUUAUUGUAACUCUAUGUACAUGUAGAUGUGCUUUGGCUUAGCAAUAUAAUGGUUAACUGAAGUGAUAGAUACUCCAGAAAAUGGAUGUACACUGUACAAUAUUUUUGUAAUCUGACAUAUUGAAACUAAGUAAACAAUAAAGGAAAGUUAUUGAUUACAAAAAAUAUUAUGAUUAGCUGCUUUGAGCAAAAUGCAGUUGAUCAAGUAUUGCCAAUCAAGAAGGGUUUCACUUUCAUUAUCUCAAGUUUUCAUUUGUUCUCAGAUUUCGUAACACAAAUGAUUCAAUUUGUCAGAUUAACUAUAUAGAACUCAGUGAAGAGUUUAACAUGUUGUAUUUCAGGGCUUUACUUUGACAAUGCCUGCACUACAAAGGUCAGAGAGCAGAUUAUUUCAUACAUUAAAAGGGAAAAUUUUGCAAGAAGGCUUGUGUUCUCGUAAAAGUACACAAAAACAACAAAACAACAUACAUGUAUACUUCUGCAGUGUACAGCAUAUACUAAACUUACCUCUCUCAUAGUAGGCUUGUUAAUUAAUUUUUUUAAAUCCUGUACUAUGCGUUGAGACCCAUUUUUAUAUAUUUAUCAAACUCAUUUACGUUGCAGUGCCAAAUAAGAUAAACAAUAGAAGCAGGUUGUGUAUAUUUGUAUUUUUUUUCUUGCCAUGCAAUUAAUUUCACCCUUUACCAAAAAAAAAUGUUUAGUUUUGUUGUUAGUUUGGUGUACUACUUUGUUCUUUAUUCCUAGUGAUUAAAAUGAAGAAUCAAAGUACAUGUAAUUAAAGUACUAUAAAAGAAAAGAAUAACAUUGUACAUCUGUUCAGAGCCAGAAGGGCAAUAUCUUUGUUUUUAAUGCAUAUGGGUUAAUAACAAGCUUCUGGCUCCAAUUCUGAUUUGCUUAUAAAUAUUUAGUAUUUUGCCGAGAAUUGUCUGUAGCUUUUGACAUAUUUGAAGUUUGUACAAAUUGUCUUUUCUCACCUAUUUAUUUCCUUUUGUGUAUUUGUAUGUGUGUGUGUGUUUGUUUAUGUGUGUGUGUUUGUUUAUGUGUGUAAGCACUCUAUGUUCUUAUUCAAUAAUUAUUGACCAUUUUAAAUGGUCUGAGCUUAACAUAUUAUUGUAGAAUUGGUAUCGUUGAUUUUGAAAUAUUUGAAAUAUUUGACCAAAUUGGACUAAUUAGUCAUUGAAGAAUGACUAAAGGUUAGUGAAAGCAUUUAGAGUCAUUUUGUAGACAGUGUAACAAUUGAGUAUAAUUGUUAGUAUUUGCGGUCAAGACUUUGAAAGGAAGUAAAUCCAAAACAAAUGGUACCUGGUGUGUGAAGGUCGAGUCCCCCUAAAUCUGUCGGUGAUUAACAAAUGAUUUGGCGUAGAUUCAGAUUUGUUAUGAAAAUUAGAUUGAAUACACCUGUUAUCAGAGUACCACCCCAUUUUUUUCCUUCCAAUUCAAGAGAGUGCAUAAGAUGUGUGUACCUACUUUCUUUUAGCAGUGCUUCAUCCGCUUGUGUUGGGAUAGAUGUAUACACUGAAGAUUUAGAGGAUAAUUUAACCUUUGGAAUGGAGAGUUAAGAAAACAAACAAAAACAUUAGUCAUAGUACAUGUAGAUGUUUGUCGAUGUUAAAUAAUGUUUUCCUUGUUUAAAAAGUGAUUGUUAACUUGUACAUAAGUAUUUUUUCACCAUGCCUUAGCUGUUUAUACUUUCAAACUGCACACUAGAUUUUUAGAAGGUGCACCAAUGAAAUUUAUUCAUAAUUUAUGUGGUUUAUUUAUUUGAUGUGUAACUUAUAACAAGAGAGAUUUUGAUGAUGUAUGUUUACAAUUUAAGGGACUACUUACUUGGACCGACAUAUAUAUAACUUCAUACAUGGAGAAAAGUGUAUCCUAGUUCUGGUUAGUCAGAGACAGAAAGAUAUUUAUUAACAAAGAAAUAUGCAGACCAUUGAAAAGUCUGGCUUGCAGAGAAAAAAUGUUCUUAGAAUAAAUAAAACUGCCAAUAUAUUUGUGAAAUCAGCCAUUUGAAGUAGUCCUACACAUUUGAAUGUGGGGGUGACUUCAUACCAUGGAUCUACUUUGCAUUGUUAGUGAAAUCAGUGUAUUUGUUUGGACACCCAAUCUCUAUUUACUGCAGUAAAAGGUUGAUAAACUUUAGUUUUAUUCUGUGUAGACAACAGAAUAACCACAGUGUACAUAAUACACCGGUGCUAAAAGUCAAAAGCGAAAAAUUAUACGAACCUUGGGUUUGCUUGCCAGAAAUCUGUUGUGAUUAUGAAUGCUAAAUUUGAGUACUGGUCUUUUGGGAACUUUGUGUGAUAUCAAAAUCAGAAAUUUCCCCCUGCUUGAGAUUAAAUGGGAUGCUGAAGGUAUUAAAGCUUCUAGCUGCAAGGUGGGUUAUGCAUACUUGUACUUUAGGGAUGUCACCUUUGCUUGGUAAAAAAUAAAGUUUAAAAUGCCGAGAAAUUUAAUAGGAAGCCAAAUGUCUGACAUGGCUCACCCUCCUGUUCCUUUCCCUUGAAGAAGACAUCAACUGUUAUUCUAAUGACAGAAAAAUUUCUGACUUGCAAACACAGGGUUAAAGAAAUUAAUAUUAAAUACCAAUUAUAGACUAGUAGGAAAUAGGAGCUUACAUGGAUCACUUGUUAGCUUUGCUUUGCCAUAUCAAAAUAAUAUGAAACGGUAUUGUGUUUCUUUUGACGAUGACAUGAGCUUGUACAAAGGACGCUGAAGGUUUUUUACAUCCUAUUGUAAGGACACCAGUGCCUUGUUGAUGUUCGUAAGUUAUUUUCUUGAGAUUUCUCAUAGUAUGACAGUAAUAUAUAUAUGAAGGAGAGAAAUAUUCACCUAUUCUCUGUGAAUAAUUGAUAACUAGUACUUGUUAAGCAGAGAUGAUUCGAUGCAGUUUUGUGCAAUUAUUUUCUUUUAAUAUAGAGAAGAGGUGUGUCCACACAGUAGGGCUAGUAGUGCAUUAUGUGUAUGAACUAUAGUUUUCAAAAUACUUGUCUUUGUAACUGUAUGUACAUUAACAAAUGGUUGUAUUUAAUUCUAUUCUCUCAAAUUUGGAAAGAAACAAAAAACAUAAUCCUGUAUGUAAUUUCCUAUUUUUGAAUUACUUGAACCCUACUUAAUGUAUUCACCUCUGGAGAGCAGAAAAAAUAAUGAUUUAAAUCUCUGGAUUGUAUAAGGCCACAGAAUGCAACUUGUUAAGUCUGCAUCGUCGCUCAGUUUGUGAAAUUAAUUAUUAGAAUUUUGAUAUAUCAUGCUCUUAGGAAUUAUAAGAUGCUAAUAAGAUUCUUGUUCUCCUAAAGUGUCCCUCCUCGGGCCUUGGAAUUUAAAUUUGUUAAAGGGAAAACCCCCCAUGAAAAUUUACCUUAAGCCAUAAGUGUGGAUGGAAAUACAUUGGCAGAAAAAAUAAAUUUAAACAAAAUUAUCUUCUUAACAUAAGUGAAAAAGACAAUGAUAUGAUUGUUAUUCAGCACAGCUUUUCAUAAUGUUUUGGAAAUCUAUCAAUUCGAUCAUUGUCAUACCUUUAAAUCUCAGACCCUUGGAUUUUUACAUGGAAAUAAAAUGCAGAUCAAGAAAAGCUAUAAGAAAUGUAAGAACUAUCGGAACAACUGGUCUAACUGGUGUAGGAAGAGCAAAUCUAUACCAUAAUUGUUAUGAUGAUAAAUUCAAUAAAUGUCCUUGAAUGUUUGAACGUAUCCAGGAGGAUUGUAAUAAAGUAAUCUUGUAGUAAAUGUUACAAAACUGUUGAAUGUUGUUCGCUUUAUUUUCUGUCAAAUUGUCACAAUUUAUUUGAUGAAGUUUUGAUAAUUAUGAGAGUUGUUUUCUAAAUCAAAAAGUGUAUGAUUAGUGUGUCCCCUUUCAUUGCAUAGGCAAUUUAGAAAAUCAGCCCCUUGAAGAAUACCCCAAAUGUUGUGCCUACAAACUUUAUAAGAAAAAUGGGGUUCUAAUUUGAUUUAUUGAACAUGCCAGCAAAUUUGAAAGGACAAACGGGAUUUUAAUUUGAUUCAUUAAACAUGGGUAAGGAUAGAGUCCGUUAUUUGUGACAACUUGAGCGUCAAACAUCCAAUACCGAGGAAAGGUGCCCCUUUAUGUUUACACGUGAUAAAUAAUAAUAUUAUUCCAAAUUACUCUUGUAACUAUGCCAAUGAUAAUUUUUAAUCUGAUAUUUUGUUUAAAUGUUGAAAAGAUGAAGAUGUUGAAUAUUGGAAAAUGAGAAAAAGGGUGUAUUGCAGAUUUAAGGCCAUCCACUCAUAGACUGACUUUUUAAAAAUUUAUCUGUGGCCCAAACAUGUAAAAGUUAUCAGCUCUUUAGACAUGACAUCUAAUGAACCCCAAAAACAAAUCCUACGCUGGAAAUCGCUCAUGUUUUUUUCUUAUUUAGUCAGUCGAUAGUAAUGUAUACUUUGUUCAUGUGAGAUUAGUCCUGUGAUCAUGGUUCAUUGAUUUGAAUAAAACAACCAGUUUCUUCGUAU
Molecule: messenger RNA, 9081 nt
Organism: Strongylocentrotus purpuratus (purple sea urchin)
Lineage: Eukaryota; Metazoa; Echinodermata; Echinoidea; Camarodonta; Strongylocentrotidae
Product: phospholipid transfer protein C2CD2L
Exons: 21
Coding region: 237-2879 (880 amino acids)
Source: RefSeq, a predicted model, not a curated record